Molecule: messenger RNA, 3843 nt
Organism: Rotaria sp. Silwood1
Lineage: Eukaryota; Metazoa; Rotifera; Eurotatoria; Philodinida; Philodinidae
Source: the annotation of a GenBank genome assembly
AUGUAUGACGAUCCACGUACAAAAGCUCGAUCUUUUCUUGAAUCAUCUUCUAUUAUAUCAGAACUUGAAGAUGUUCUCAAUCAUCUUGUUUAUGAAAAACCAGAUGAUCUUAAUGGUUAUAUUGCCAAUCAUUUUUUGGGUCAAAGCAAACAACCACAAAUUAUUAAUUUAACUUUAAAACGAUUAAUAGGUCCUGCUGAUGAACCAGCCAUACAUAUCGAUCUUACAAUUGCACUUAGAAAUAGAACUGAACGAUAUAAUGGAAUUACAGUAAAUUUAUUAUCAGGUAAAUUGAAUAAUCUAACAAUCAAACAAUUAGAAGCCUUGGUCAAUUCAUCAUCAUUAGAAACAAUUCUUAACCGUAUAGAUUUAUUCGAUCAAAUAACAAUUGAUAAUCUUCUUGUAGACUUUCGUUCAAAACAUGCAGAUAAAAUGGCAAAAUUAGCAGCAAUUGAAUCAGAAAAUUCUAACGGUGAACCAACUUCUGAUGUUGCACAAGUUAAAAUAUCAACAAAUGCACGUCCACCUACAGGUGCUGGUGCAGCUAAAGCAGGUGUAGCUCCAACACCAAGUAAAAAAGGAGCCGGUAAAGAUCUUCAACCGAUUGAAAUUAUUCCUGAUGAACCUGAACCAUCAUCAUUUGCUGGUCAAUUAUUAAUUACAAGUAUAUCAUUAACUUGUUGUUUAAUAACUACUGAAAUAAAACAAUCAAAUUUAUUUCGUCUUAUUCAACUUUCAUCUAUUACAAAUCUUUCUAUGCCAUUACCAAUUAUACCUAUUCUUCAAAGUGGACCAAUAUAUCCGGGUAAACAAUCAUUAAUUAAAUAUUUUAUGCUUAUACCAACACCUCAUAUAAUACAUAAUGAAGAGUGGAUACAUAAAGUGCAUAAUAUUCUACAAUUUUUACGUGAUUCAUUAACAAAUGCAAAAGGAGCAACCCUUCAAUCAACUUAUUCUACUGAUGAUGGAUGUCUUGUUUUUCCAAUGGAUAAACCUGAACAAGGAUUUGAUUUAAUUCAAAAUGCUAUUAAUAGUGUAUGUGGUACUGAUGAACAUUGGUUUGAUUAUGCUAUACAAAUGGGACCAUAUGAAACAUUUGAUUAUACACGUGGUAGAUAUGAAGUAACAACAGGUGUUGUAAAAUCACCUGAUGAAUUAGUUGAUGUUUAUGUUGAUUUAAUUGAUACUUAUUCUCGGUGUAUUAUGUUAAUUGAUCCAUUUCGAUAUGCUGACAAAUCAUCAUUAUCUCGUUUAUGUGAUCGAAUAUCAAAUAAAUGCUAUAUAACAUCAACUGAUAUACGUCGUUAUCAAAAUGAUAAUAAUGAUGAUAAUAAUACAAUUAAUUGUCAUUUAUUAUCGUUAGAUAGUGCUCCAACAAUAACUGAAUUGAUACAACGAAUGAAUACAUUACAUGAACUUAAUAGUUAUGCUUUGGGAUUAUUUGAACGAGAUCAUCAAGAAGUAGCACAAGUUCAUUUAGCAGAUCUUGCUGUUGGUUUUGGUUGUCGUUUUAUAAAACUUCCGGGUCUUCUUUCAUUAGGUGGUCAACGAACAUCUGCUAUACUUCAACGUCUUUCAAUAAUUCGUGAUGAAAUUGAAAUAAAUGAUAAUGAACAAUUUGCACGACCUAAUCAACAUGAAUUUAUUCAUAUACGAUCACCAAUUGAUUUAACAGAACAAGAAAGAAUUAUUUCAGAUGUUGAGUAUGCUGCAGCCGAAAUUCUUGCUAUCAAUGCAGGUCAUUAUAUUCGUUUUGCUCUCGAUAAACCAGUAUUACGAUUAUAUACAGUGAUCUAUUCAACAGCUUGGUAUUGGAUAGUAUGGCUUGCUGAUGUUGCUUUAUUAUUAUUACCAUGUAUUGAACGACCAGCUUAUUUUAAAGAAGUUCCUGCAUGGGUAGCUUUAAUUAUUGAAAUAAUUGCUUUAUCAAUACUUUUGGCUUCAUUUAUUUUAUCAAUGCGUUUACAAGAUAAACGAAAAUUAUUACGUGAAGCUGUUUUUCCAUAUAUAUUUGCAGGUGUUUUUUUGUUAACAACUAUUGAUAUGAUUAUUUAUUAUAUAUUGAUAUUCAAUGGUCAUUAUUAUGUACGAUGGUCACGUCCACUUCGUGUUCUUUUUCCAUUUGCUUUACAAGCUGGUCAAAAUAUUCGUCGUGUUAUUCGAAAUAUUCUUCGAACAUUACCAAAUAUAGGUAAUGUGAUGUUUCUAUUUCUAUUUUCGGUAUUAACAUUUACUUUACUUGGUGUUGGUAUUUUAAAAAAUAAAAAAUUAAUGUAUCCAAAUAAAAGUGAAUAUUUUACACAUUACUUAGAUACUGCUUGGGAUUUAUAUGUACUUACAACAACAGCAAAUAAUCCUGAUGUUAUGAUGCCAGCAUUUAAUUCAAGCAUACUCUAUGUGAUCUUCUUUGUGGCUUAUCUAUUAGUCAAUCUUUAUUUAUUUAUGAACUUACUUUUAGCCGAAGAAAAACAAUUAAUUCAUAAACGUCAAUUAGAUACACUGAUGAUUAUGUUUGAACGUUUAACAAAACAUAAUUCAAAUCGUUGUAUAUCAUAUGAAACAUAUACAUGUUUAAUGCGUGCAAUAAAACCUCAUAUAACAGAACAUAUAAUUGAUGCUUAUUGGAAAACAUUAAAUAUAACUAAUAAAGAAGAUGGAUUAAAUGUUAAACAAUUCAAUGAACUUUUAUUGAAUCUUAAUUUUGAAUUAAGACAACGAAGUGCUGAUCAAACAAUACUUCAAAAACAAUGUCCAUCAAUUUAUAAUUCAAAACCAAGUCGAAUUAUUAUUGAUUUUGUUAAUACAGAUCUUUUUCGAGCUAUAAUUAAUUUAUUAAUUGUUGGUAAUGCUAUAUGUUUAGCAGCAAGUUAUAAUGAUUUAGAAUGGUUUUUCUUAUCAUUAUUUAUUGUUGAAGCUUUAUUAAAAAUGUAUGCUAUUGGUGUAAAAGAAUAUUUUCAUCAUCGAUGGAAUAUAUUUGAUUUUACAAUUGUUUUUGUAUCAACAACUUAUAGUCUUCUAACAGCUAUUAUUAAAUCAUUAAGUCUUAAUCGAGAUGUUCUUGAUGCUAUUUUAGUUAUUCGAGUAUUACGUCUUGUUAAAAUUGUUGGAAAUGUUGAACGAUUUAAAGUUAUUUUUGGAACAUUUUCAAAAGUUAUUCCAACAUUAAUAACUUAUCUUCGAGUGAUGUUUAUGACUUAUUAUGUAUUUGCAAUGAUUGGAAUGGAAAUAUUUCAAAAUAAAAUAGUGCAUUUAGAUUCAAAUUCUACAUCUGCUGAAUUUUGUAAUGAUACUCGACUUAAUGGUUCAGAUUUUGCAAAAGCUCAAUAUUGUCGAAAUAAUUUUAAUGAUUAUUUGUCAUCGUUGAUUCUUCUUUUCGCAUUAACUGUAGUAAAUCAAUGGCAUGUAUUGGCUUCUGGUUUUGUUCUUGUAACCAGUAAAGUGGCACGUCUUUUCUUUCUUGCCUUUCAUCUAUGUGCUGUAAUUGUGGUACUCAAUAUUUUUACUGCAUUUGUUAUUGAUUCUUUUCUUAAUCAAUAUAUAUUAUCAAAGAGUAAGGAAUUUCCAUGGAUGGAACAAGAAAAUGUAAUUGCUGAGAGACUUACUCAACAAGGUUAUCGAAUCAUUCGAAGAUAUGAUAAUACAAAACAAUCGGAAGGAGGUACAAAGAAAAAAUUUAAUUUAUUAGAAAAACUUCGAGCAUUUGUACAACCAUCUAUUUAUCGUCGUAUGACAGUUAUUCUUCAAACUAUGGCCGAUGAUGAACAUGCUUUGCUUCUUCAGUGGCGUGGUGAUGUAGAUAUUGAUCCUGUUGCUUUGCUGAAUUUGACAAAUGAUUCAUCUUGA